CAGCUGUUGGGCCGCCAAGAUUAACUUCAUUUCUUCGGGCUUAUGCCAAUGUCAGCAGGAAAGGAAAAGAGGAUGAUUAUGACUUGGCCCAAAUCUUGGCAAUCAAAAGAGAACAGCGAAGGCAGCGAAUGAAAGAGAGCGGAGUCACAUGGCCUCGCAUCAAGAGCCAGGUGGAGCGUCUUGGGAGAGAGAAUGGGGUUAAUUUAGAUUGUUAUUUGCGAGAAGUAGCAGAAGUGGCACGCCAGGUUGCCCCGGAGUUGGACACACGUGACGAGGCAGCCUCCCUGCUCUUCACUGUCUCCCACGAUCAUGUAGUACUGCCUGUGAAACACAAACUCAAGCUGCACCAGAUGUUUGGCGAUGUGAAGCCUUAUUUGUUGGAGAGGGCUCAUAAGGCUGUUCGCAAUGUUGCUGAUCUCGUUGGUGAAGAGGAACUCCAGGAGAUGAUGCAGAAUAUGCAGAAUGAUCAAGAGACAACUACAAUGUUUGGAGCUAAUAUUAAAGUUGGAAAACUAGGACCACCUCCUGAAUUGCCACCAAUGGAUAAACUGAUCAACCUACAAAAAGUUAAAGUAGAAUCUAAAGCAACCUUACGAUAUGAUGAUUACAAACCAGAGACAGUUCAGACUCAAGUAAAGAAGAAGGUGGUUAAGGAUACAUACGACAAGUCGUGGGUAGAAGCAGAGAUGCUGAAAUAUUACACUGACACCAGCAUAGUCUCAGAGCUAAGCAGUGGAACCAUUGCACUCCUGAUUAGCAGCAAGGGUGAUGAUGAACUGCAGAAUGAGAUGUUUGAGUUAUUAGGAUUUGAGAGAUUUGAACUUAUCCAGACACUGCUGCAACAUCGAAAUGAGAUUAAAAACCCACCACCAGACAAAGAUAUAAAGAUUGCAGAAUUGCUCAGUGACUUAGAGAAGAGAGGAAUACCCGAAAGACCUAUUUUUGGUCAGCAAGUCACUGUUAUGAAUGAAACCGAGAAGCAGUACCUCAAGCAGGCAAGGAAGGAGGAAAAGAAGCUGCUAAAGACUGCCAAACAGAUAGCAGAGGAUGACUCAAUAGAUGACUUUAGUCCAGAGACACUAAAAGCAAAAAGAGAAGCUGCUCUUUUAGAAGCUUCCCAGGUAUAUCUCUUCAAGAAACGUGAAAGAGUGAAUGUCCCAGAGAUAAGAUUUCCCUAUGUGUUUGAUUCUCAGAACAAAGCCAAGCAGACAGCAGGCUACAUAGCAGGCAUGAAAAUAGCUUUGCCUGAAGGCUUCACUAGGGCUUAUGAUGAUGUAAUGGAAGAAGUGGAUAUUCCAAUGUCAGAUCCAGCUCCUCCAGAAGUUGGAGCUAAUCUCAUAAAUAUAAAGGAGCUUGAUGAGAUUGGAAGAAUAGCAUUUAAAGGUUGCAAGACACUGAACAGAAUCCAGACAGUAGUUUAUCCAUCUGCAUACCACAGCAAUGACAACUUACUUAUAUGUGCUCCAACCGGUGCUGGUAAAACCAACAUAGCUAUGUUGACUGUUGUACACCAAAUUAGACAGCAUAUUGAAAAUGAUGUUAUUCAGAGAGAUAAAUUUAAGGUGAGUUUGGCCUUCAUAUUUUCAAGUGUUAAAUAUCUCACUUUAAACAUAGACUUGAAGUUCAUAUGCAUUAGAGACACUCAGUUGUCACAGCUUGUAAAAUUACUGAUUAUUGAUGAAGUUCACCUACUUCACGGUGAUCGAGGACCUGUGCUGGAGACUUUAGUUGCGAGAACAUUGCGCAUGGUGGAAUCUCAGCAGUCAAUGAUCAGGAUAGUUGGUCUGUCUGCCACACUUCCAAAUUAUAUUGAUGUGGCAACCUUCCUCAGAGUUAAUCCUUACAAAGGGCUAUUCUUCUUUGAUGGACGUUUCCGGCCGGUGCCUCUUGGAUUGACCUUCAUCGGUGUCAAAGCUCUUGGAAGGUUCAAGCAGAUGGAAGAUAUGGAUAGGAUUACCUAUGACAAAUGCCUUCACUUCAUAAAGCAAGGUCACCAGGUGAUGGUAUUUGUCCAUGCAAGGAAUGGAACUUUGCGAACUGCUGAAAAUCUUAUCAAGAUAGCACAAGAGAUGGGUAAAACAGAAGACUUCCUGCCUGAUGAUGGACCUGAUGUUGCCAAUGCCCGAAAAGAGAUGGCACGAUCACGGAACAAAAAGCUGUUGGAGUUGUUUGACGCAGGUUUUGGUGUGCAUCAUGCUGGGCUGCUGCGAGCUGAUAGGUCAGCAGUUGAGAAUGUUUUUAGCCAGGGAAUGAUCAAAGUGUUGGUAUGUACAGCUACCCUUGCCUGGGGUGUUAACCUUCCUGCUCAUGCAGUCAUCAUUAAGGGAACAGACAUUUAUGAUAGCAAACAUGGGACCAUGGUUGACUUGGGGAUUCUAGAUGUGCUGCAGAUUUUUGGACGUGCUGGUAGACCGCAGUUCGAUAAGAAUGGUCAUGGAACCAUCAUCACCACGCAUGAUAAAUUGGCUCAUUAUCUGUCUUUGUUAACUAAUCAGUAUCCUAUAGAGAGUUCGUUCAUCAAGCAUUUGGCAGAUNNNNAUGGAUUCCAGGUGUCACUUGGUAAUGUCACCAAUAUGGAAGAAGCUAUUGAAUGGAUGAGUUAUACGUACCUCCAUGUCCGCAUGAGAAAAAACCCUCAGGUGUAUGGAUUACUGUAUAAGGAUGCCCAGCAGGAUCCUAAUCUUGAAAUGUUUCGACGUGAGCUUCUCACCACAGCUGCGAGGGCACUGGAUAAGGCUCGUAUGGUUCGAUUUGAUGAUGCCACUAGCUUUAUGCAUAUUACAGAUCUAGGGAGAAUUGCCAGUCAGUUCUACAUAAAGUAUGACACAGUUGAAAUUUUCAAUGAGUUUUUGAAAUCUGUUAUGAAUGAAGGAGACAUUUUAGCUGUGAUAUCACAAAGCACAGAGUUUGCACAACUAAAGGUACGAGACGAGGAGAUGAAUGAACUGGAUGACCUCCACCAGCAGUGUGAGGUGGUUGCAAUGGGAGGUGCUGAACACGUACAUGGCAAAGUCAACAUCCUUUUGCAAUCCCACAUCUCACGCAUCAGAGUAGAUAGUUUCUCACUGGUGUCAGAUAUCAAUUAUAUUACUGAUAACUCUGUGAGGAUAACACGGGCACUCUUUGAGAUAGUUCUGCACAGGAAUUGGCCUCUGAUGGCAGGUCGUCUGCUUACUAUGGCCAAGAUGUUAGAACACCAGAUGUGGCAUUUUGAGAGCCCUAUGAAGCAGUUUGCCCGCUUGACCCAUGAGAUUAUUGAGAAGAUUGAGGACAAGAGGCUCACCAUUGAGAAGAUCAGAGAUAUGGAUCCUAAGGAAAUUGGCAAGAUGAUCCGGCACGAAAGGAUGGGAAGGGAAAUUAAAGCUGCUGCUUGGCAAUUUCCACUACUUGAGAUAGACUCCAAAAUCCAACCCAUCACAAGAACCGUUCUUAGGGUUACACUAAACAUCAAUGCAGAUUUCACUUGGAAUGACAGAAUUCAUGGGAGUCAGGAAUUGUAUUGGAUAUGGGUAGAAGAUCCUGACAACAACCACAUGUACCACCAUGAGCAGUUCACACUCACCAAAAAGCAAGUUGUACGAAGAGAGGAGCAGCAGUUGGUCUUCACUAUACCAAUCUUUGAGCCACUGCCAAACCAGUACUAUGUAAGAGCCAUCAGUGACAAGUGGCUCAGCUGCGAGUCUACGUGUGUGAUGAAUUUCCAGAAUCUAAUUCUCCCAGAGAGACAUCCUCCUCACACUGAUUUACUUGAUUUAGAACCACUGCCAGUGACUGCCCUUGACAACAUGGAGUUUGAAAUGUUGUACAAGUUCAGCCAUUUCAACCCCAUACAGACCCAGCUUUUCCACUGCUUAUAUCACACAGAUAAUAAUGUAUUACUUGGAGCUCCCACUGGUUCUGGCAAAACAAUUGCUGCUGAGAUAGCCAUGUUCAGAAUAUUCAGGGAAGCUCCAGAGGCAAAGAUUGUCUACAUUGCCCCACUGAAAGCUCUUGUGCGAGAACGUGUAGAUGACUGGCGCGUAAGGCUCCAGGAAAGGCUUGGGAGGAGGGUUGUCGAGCUGACCGGUGAUGUGUCACCAGAUAUUAGGGCCAUUCAGGCUGCCCAUGUGAUUAUAACUACACCUGAAAAGUGGGAUGGUAUAUCUCGCUCAUGGCAGACUAGGAACUAUGUCAAACAAGUAGCGUUGAUUAUCAUCGAUGAGAUUCAUUUACUAGGGGAGGAUCGUGGUCCAGUCCUUGAGGUGAUUGUGUCGCGCACAAACUUCAUUUCCAGCCAUACUAGUAAGAAGUUGCGUGUCAUUGGCCUCUCUACUGCUCUGGCCAACGCUAAAGACUUGGCAGAUUGGCUUGGCAUUGGGCAGAUGGGCCUGUAUAAUUUCCGUCCAUCUGUGAGACCUGUGCCGCUUGAAGUUCACAUUGCAGGUUUUCCUGGGAAACAUUAUUGCCCACGUAUGGCAACCAUGAAUAAACCAACAUUCCAAGCCAUCAAGCAGCAUUCACCUGAUAAGCCAGUGUUGGUGUUUGUCUCAUCACGUAGGCAGACUAGGCUUACAGCCAUUGACCUCAUGGGUUUUGUGGUAGUUGAAUCCAAUCCUAAACAGUGGUUGAAGAUGCCAGAUCAUGAGAUGGAUCAGAUAUUGACAAACAUUCGCGAUGAGAACCUUCGCCUUUGCUUGUCGUUUGGGAUUGGUCUUCACCAUGCGGGCCUGGUAGAGAGAGACAGGAAGGUUGUUGAGGAGUUGUUCGUCAACCAGAAAAUCCAGAUCCUCAUUGCAACAUCCACCCUUGCUUGGGGAGUGAACUUCCCAGCCCAUCUUGUUGUGGUCAAGGGGACUGAGUACUAUGAUGGGAAAACAAAGAGAUAUGUAGACUUCCCAAUUACAGAUGUGUUGCAAAUGAUGGGGCGAGCAGGUAGACCUCAGUUUGACACUCAAGGUGUUGCGGUCAUUCUUGUUCAUGACCAGAAGAAGCAUUUCUAUAAGAAGUUCCUCUAUGAACCGUUUCCUGUGGAGUCCAGUUUGAUGGGCGUCCUGCCUGAUCACAUGAAUGCUGAGAUCGUUGCUGGCACCAUUUCCACAAAGCAAGAAGCUUUGGAUUACUUAACUUGGACUUAUUUCUUUAGGAGGCUUGUCCAGAAUCCAUCCUACUAUGGACUAGAACUGGAUGAUGAGGAGAGAGCAAAUAAUGCCAUUAACACCUUUCUCUCUCAAACUGUAGACAGGGCAUUGACUUGUCUAGAAAAUGCAUAUUGCAUUGAAAUUGGAGAGGACAACCGCACUAUCAGGACGACACCACUUGGCCGCAUCGCUUCCUUCUACUACUUGUCCCACGAGACAAUCCAGCUCUUCCAUGAUAAGCUCAGUGCUGGCAUCUCUAUGGAAGAGCUUUUGGAUCUGAUGACACAGGCACAUGAAUAUAAUGAGUUGCCAGUUCGUCACAACGAGGACAACUUGAAUGCUGUGUUAGCAAAAUCCUGUCCCAUCAAAGUGAAUGAAUACACAUAUGAUUCUCCCCAUACGAAGACCCACUUGCUACUACAGGCUCACAUGUCUAGACUAAAGUUACCUUGUGUAGAUUACCUCACUGACACAAAGUCUGUUUUGGAUCAGGCUAUAAGGAUUUUACAGGCUAUGUUGGAUAUCUGUGGGUGUGCAGGCUGGCUGGCUGCUUCUCUACAAGUCCAAGUGUUGAUGCAGAUGGUUACUCAAGCACGCUGGCACAUGGACAGCUCCCUUCUGACACUGCCCAAUGUUACUUCUGACACUUUGUAUUGUUUCAAACAUGAUGGAAGAGGUAUUCAGAGUCUGCCAGAGCUUGUGCAAGUUGUUAGCGGGCAGUACGAAACACUGGCGACAAUGCUCCGAGAAGAACUAGAUGAGGGACAGAUUGAAAAUGUCUUUAAGGUCAUAAAACUUCUCCCUUUGCUCAAUGUCAAUGUGGCUGUGCGAGGUUGGUGGGCUAACACAGAGAAUCAGUCAGAAGCCAGAGUCAACAUCAGGAGCACAGAGGAGAACCGCAAGAACAGUGACUGGGUCGAGGUCCAUGCAGAUCAGGAAUAUUCCCUGGCCAUCCACCUUCACCGUGUGAACAGGGGUCAAGACCUUCGCAUCCAUGCUCCCAAGUUCCCAAAGCCAAAGGAUGAAGGCUGGUUCUUGGUCCUAGGGGAGGUAGAGUCUGGGGAGUUGCUGGCACUCAAGCGAGUGCCACCUGUCCGUGGCAGAGCCACUCACACUCUCUCCUUCAAGACACCUGAUCAACCAGGACGAGCAGUACUGACACUUUACGUGAUGUCAGACAGCUAUCUAGGCUUGGAUCAGCAGUAUGACAUCCCUCUUGAAAUCAUUCCUGCCAGUCUUGAAGCUCAAGUGAACUCAGAACUAGUGAUAAGUGAAGCAGAUGAAGAAGUACUCACCAAAUGGCUUCCUCCCUCGUCACACACUCCUGUUUUUAAAUAGAUACUGGGAGCACUGCAAUUUUUCCUUGCUGUCAUGGAAAAACUAAAAAUAACUUUAAUUUGAGCAUCUGUCAUCUAGAGAGGAUGAAAUUUAGUGUUCCAGAGUUAGAAGCUCAUUAAAAUUCAAUAUUGGGAUAAAGAUGUAAAGUAGACCAGUAAUUUUAAUUUAUUUGUUAUUUUUUUAUCCAUCCUGUAUUGAGAAAAAUUCUAUUUAAUAUGCUACACAUGAAUUUUACAUGGAUUAAGAUUGUUGAAUAUACUAUGCUAAAAUAUACACAUAAUUAUAUUAA
Penaeus monodon (black tiger shrimp) is the source of this 6744-nucleotide messenger RNA. It is a transcript of the gene obe, whose product is annotated as activating signal cointegrator 1 complex subunit 3-like. Bases 129 to 6455 code for a protein of 2108 amino acids. NCBI's taxonomy places the organism in Eukaryota, Metazoa, Arthropoda, Malacostraca, Decapoda, Penaeidae. Gene Ontology annotation, molecular function: ATP binding; ATP hydrolysis activity; nucleic acid binding. The record is from RefSeq and is a predicted model, not a curated record. The transcript has 43 exons.